Molecule: messenger RNA, 2261 nt
Organism: Oreochromis niloticus (Nile tilapia)
Lineage: Eukaryota; Metazoa; Chordata; Actinopteri; Cichliformes; Cichlidae
Gene: dusp23b
Product: dual specificity phosphatase 23b
Exons: 4
Coding region: 446-886 (146 amino acids)
Biological process (GO): protein dephosphorylation
Source: RefSeq, a predicted model, not a curated record
CGAUUAUAACAAUCAGCACACUUAUAAUUGUGUUAUUGUAUAUUGUGGUACUAAAACAACUCUUCAAUUCAUCCCACUGUGAAGGCGCUGUACUCGAAUCAGAAAUCUUCUCUGUCAUUAGCAGGCAGCUAAAUAUCCAUUAUAGCAAGUAAGAUGAUUUUCAUUGAAGAACUUGACAGCCGCCUCCCUCACUGAUUGAUUGAUUGACUGGCGCGUCAUACCUAGCAUUGCAACAGACACAAUCUACCCUUGGUUAGAUAACGUGUCUUUCCAGUUUUACUUUUGUAGAAUCGUAGUAGUUAUCGGCGAAAUUGUGAAGUAGCUGCCAUUAAGUUGUCUACGGUACGUGCUAACGGCGAACGUAGUAACUAGCUUGACAGACAGGCUGAGGCGGUUUGAACAAGAGUCCCUAGAGUGCAUUCAUCAGUAAAACGGUUGAAUACUUAUGGCCUCCUUUGCUCCACACAACUUCUCCUGGGUGGAGCCAGGCAAACUGGCUGGACUGGCGAUGCCUAGGAUACCAUGUGAAUACCGGUAUAUGGUGGACAAUGGAAUCAAGCACCUGGUUUGCCUCUGUGAGAGGAAACCACCCAACCAUGACUCGUGCCCAGAGUUAGAGCUUCACCACAUCAAGAUAGCUGACUUUACUCCUCCUUCAUCCAAUCAGAUUGAUAGAUUCCUCUCUAUUGUGGAAGAGGCCAACUCCAAGGGUGAGGGUGUGGCAGUUCACUGCAUGCAUGGCCAUGGGAGAACAGGGACAAUGCUGGCCUGCUACCUGGUGAAGACCAGGAAGAUUUCUGGGAUUGACGCGAUCAACGAGAUCCGUAGACUGCGGCAAGGUGAUCAGCUGCGAUGUGCGCGUCUCAGGCUGGGGAUAGCCUGCUGAAAUUAGGGUAUGUGUGUGGGGUGGGGGUGUGCACAGACGUGAGAACCCCUUGCAAACCCCCCAUCAGCACGUCAUGGAACAUUUGCAGAACAGGGACCUCCCACCUUAAAGGCGUGCAACAGAGAGCAGACACAACAGUGAGAUCUGCCCUGCACCGGACUCUCUGUCUCAGUUGACAAAUACUCCUGCAGCUGCUGUGGUUUCAGUGCAGAAAAAGAGCAAAGACCAGCUUUGAAAGAUAUUCUGCAGAGGCUUACCGGUCAGCGUGCAACAUGAAAAUAACUUUACUGCUGCUGCAUUUUUCAGAGCCAGAAGAGGAUGUGUUGUUUUCCCGGGUCAUCUGUGCACAGCGGGGGUGCAUAGAUCUGUUUUGCACCGUCAGACUGCUUAAAAUGUCCCAGGCGGCUGGGGCGUUACACAUGUUGACACAAGGGGGCGCCAAAGGGAGGCAACAAAUGAGAUCAAGUCAGUGUAAUCAAGGUUGACUUUAUUGAAACAUUAAUUAAUAAACUUUCCACAAAGCAUAUCUCAAAGAAAAGCAGCAAUUUCACAGUGUUUGAUGUCAUUGGUCCCAAAAUGACAGAAACUUGCCUGGGUUUCUGGGUGAGAAACUAAAGGAAAACCAUGGUGUUCUGUGUAAAAAUGUCAAGCAGGCCCAGCUGAAACUCUAUCAAGAUAACAAGAAAAAAAAAGGUCUUACAAGUGAAAAGGGAUUCAUUAGGAACAAUGAGUAAAGCAAUAUUAGCAUUUACAGGUAGGGAAAAGUUUAUUAAAUGGAAUUGGAAACUGUGGUCAACACCGCACAUUUGUUGACUCUGAUGCUUGUGCAUUAGUGCGAUUUGUACAGGAAAACAGGAGGAACUCUUCCUCGGGCUACUGAGGAUGUCAGUGCAGGGCAUCGUCUCACCCCGCAGCAACAGUCGGUCAGCAAUUACAUGAAGAGGGAUGUUACACUGGAUCUGCAGGGCAUAGCCCCAGUAUUACAAAGAUGAUUGCACAUUUCAGAGCCAGGGGUGUUUAGAGACAUGGAAAUAUUAAUCAGCUUUUACUAUAUUAAGAAAGAAAUGUACUAACUUAAAUGUUUGCUCCUUAAAGUGUAGUAACCCAGCGGAUUACCAGCUUGCUCUGAGGUCACUGAAAAUCAAUACAAUGUUGUUCUGAGUGGUAACUCUUAUCCUGUAAUAACAAUUUCUGCCCUGAGGAGUAUAAAAGGUUUCAGUUUUGAGGAGCAUAAAAAUGAUGGUCUUAGAACACAUAUUUCUGGACUGACAGCAGUUUCCCCGUCACCAGAAAAAAUUUAGGGAAUAUCUUUUAGAAGUACAAAGUUCCAUCUCUUCAUUUAGUUUCAGACACUUAUGGAAUAAUUGCCAAUGAA